GUCGUUUCGCGGUUGAGAGAGAGUUUGGUGCUGCGUGAGGGAAGGGCUGAAACUGAAGGCAGAGAGGGCAAUGGCUGCCGAAAGUCAGGAGAUGAGUGGCAUCCAUUUUCCUUUUCCCUUCCCGCCUUAUUCUAUCCAGAAGGACUUCAUGGCGGAGCUCUACAAGGUUUUGGAGGCUGGCAAGAUUGGGAUAUUUGAGAGUCCGACUGGCACGGGAAAGUCCUUAAGUCUGAUUUGUGGGGCCCUCUCCUGGCUCCGUGACUUUGAACAGAAGAAAUUGCAAGCAGAAGCACGUCUCCUUGCACCUGGAUCUGGCCCCACAAGUAGUGGGAAGAACUCACUCAUGUCUUCCUCAUCUUGCCAAGAACCUUCUGACACUCUAAGGCCUUCUGGAGAACCUGACUGGGUCACUGAAUUUGUGCAGAAAAAAGAAGAAAGGGACCUGGUGGAGAGGCUGAGGGAGGAGCAAAUGAGGAGGAGGAAACGAGAGGAGCGUCUGCAGGAGGUCUACCAGGAUGGAAGGCUUAGGUUUGCAGCCAAGCGCAUGAAACAGGAAGAAGAGGAGACUGAGACUCUCCUGCGCCUUAGCAGGGAGAUGCUAGCUGCAGGAACAGGACCAGAGCAGCUAGAGCAGCUGGAGUGUGGGGAGGAACAUCUGGUUCUGGCAGAAUAUGAGAGUGAUGAGGAGAGAAGAGGCAGCAGGGUGGAUGAAGCUGAGGAUGACUUGGAGGAAGAACAUGUAACCAAGAUUUAUUACUGUAGUCGGACACACUCACAGUUGGCCCAGUUUGUGCGUGAAGUACUGAAGAGCCCUUUUGGCAAGGAAACCCGGCUAGUCUCCCUUGGCUCUAGGCAGACCCUUUGUGUGAAUGAAGAUGUAAAAAACCUGGGUUCUGUGCAGCUUAUGAAUGACCGCUGUGUGGACAUGCAAAGAAGUAAACACGAAAAGAACAGAACUGGGGAAGACAAGCCAAAGAGAAGGAGACAGAAGAUCCAGACCUCUUGCCCCUUCUACAAUCAUGAGCAGAUGGAGCUUCUCCGGGAUGAGGUUCUGCUGGAGGUGAAGGACAUGGAGCAACUUGUGGCCCUUGGGAAGGAGGCCCGGGCUUGCCCCUAUUAUGGAAGCCGCUUUGCCAUCCCCGCAGCCCAGCUAGUGGUGCUACCCUACCCAAUGUUGCUGCAUGCAGCCACACGACAGGCUGCUGGAAUCAGGCUGCAAGGUCAGGUGGUCAUUAUUGAUGAGGCGCACAACCUGAUUGACACCAUCACCAACAUCCACAGCACAGAGGUCAACGGUUCCCAGCUCUGCCAGGCCCAUUCCCAGUUGCUCCAGUACAUGGAAAGAUAUGGAAAGCGUUUAAAGGCCAAGAACUUGAUGUACAUCAAGCAGAUCCUAUACUUGCUGGAGAAGUUUGUGACUGUUUUGGGAGGUAACGUUAAGCAAAAUCCUAGUACACAGAGCCUGCCUCAGACAGGGUCUGAGCUGAAGAGCAUCAAUGACUUUCUCUUUCAGAGCCAGGUGGACAACAUCAACCUCUUCAAGGUGCAGCGGUACUUGGAGAAGAGCAUGCUCAGCAGGAAGCUCUUUGGCUUCACAGAAUGUUUUGGAGUUGUUCUUCCAUCCCUCUCAGACUCUCAGGAAAACCGAGGUCUGGGUGGCUUCCAGCAGUUCCUGAAGAGCCUGCAGUCAGGGACUACUGAGGACUCCCUGGAGGAGGGCCAGGCUGUAGCCCUGCGGCCUGCCUCUCCACUGAUGCACAUUGAGGCCUUCCUGGCAGCUCUCACCACAGCCAACCAGGAUGGCAGGGUUAUUGUGAACCGCCAAGGCAGUGUGGGUCAGAGCAGCCUUAAAUUCUUACUCUUGAACCCAGCUGUGCACUUUGCCCAGGUGGUGAAGGAAUGCCGAGCAGUGGUCAUUGCAGGUGGCACCAUGCAGCCGGUGUCUGACUUUCGGGAGCAGCUGCUGGCAUGUUGUGGAGUAGAAGCUGCGCGAGUGGUGGAGUUUUCCUGUGGUCACGUGAUCCCUCCAGACAACAUCUUGCCCCUUAUUAUAUGCAGUGGGCCCUCUAACCAGCAGCUGGAAUUCACCUACCAGAGAAGAGAGCUGCCUCAGAUGAUGGAGGAGACAGGCCGCAUUCUCUGUAACUUGUGCAACGUGGUCCCUGGAGGGGUGGUAUGCUUCCUCCCUUCCUAUGAGUACUUGCGCCAGGUACAUGCUCAUUGGGACAAGACUGGCCUGCUGGCACGUUUGUCUGUCAAGAAAAAGAUAUUUCAAGAGCCCAAGAGAGCGAGCCAGGUAGAACAGGUGUUGAUGGCGUAUUCCAAGUGCAUUACGAGCUGCAGUCACUCAGAAGGCCAUCUGACAGGGGCCUUGCUUCUCUCUGUGGUUGGAGGGAAGAUGAGUGAAGGGAUCAACUUCUCUGACGACCUGGGCCGGUGUGUGGUGAUGGUGGGGAUGCCAUACCCCAACAUUAAGUCUCCAGAGCUACAAGAGAAGAUGGCCUACUUGGAUCAGACCCUUCCUAGAACAAAAGGUCAGCCCCCUCCGGGGACGGUAUUGAUAGAGAAUCUGUGUAUGAAGGCUAUAAACCAAUCCAUAGGCAGGGCCAUUAGGCACCAGAGGGAUUUUGCCAGCAUUGUGCUCCUGGAUCACCGGUAUGCCCGCCCUUCUAUCUUGGCGAAGCUGCCAUCCUGGAUACGAGACCGAGUGGAGGUCAAAGCCACCUUUGGGCCUGCUUUUGCUGCUAUGCGGAAGUUUCAUCGAGAGAAGGCACACCCAUGUCUGGUAUAAGCUUCUCUUUAUUCUUCCUGCUUGACCUGGCCUUUGUAUUUGGCCUAAGAAGGUCUAAACCAUAUGUAGACUGCUAAGUCUACACCAGCCUUCCAGACACAGUGGGCUUUUCUUGGCCUUGGACUCUCAUCUCAGGCACAGAUGUCCCUAUUUCAAGCUUUAUUACCUGGCCCACUCCAGAAUGACGCACAUAUCAUCUGUGCAUCUGUGCAGAAGAAAGUUUGAGAAAAAAAUGAGGACAUACUUAAUACUGAGAGAGCUGACAUAAACUUUGACUUUUCUGAAGGACCUUCACAAAGACUUUGACCCUAGCCAUAUACCUUUCUGUGCCCCACAAUUUUUUCUCCUUAUGCUUUUCCCCAUAAAGUAAGAGGCAUUGAUCCUGUCCAUGGCUGUUCAGGCCUCUGUGCUCAGAACAACAUCUACCUGAAGACAUGGCAUUGGGCAAAAGUGUCUCUGUGUUUUUCAUUUUCUUCUGUUGUAUCAUGAGGGAGCCCCAGUUAAGAGUCCAGCUCCUUCAUGUUCCACUGUGGCUGUCCCUUAUGUGAGCUUCAGCAAACUCAGGAGCAGUGCCCUUGCCAUUUAGGCAAUACACUAGUUGCAUACUGUUUGCAAACUGAGAAGCCAUAGAAGAGGCAGAGGAGAGAAUGAAGGCUUGUCUUUCACAGUUCUUGUGCAGCUUGCAGCUCAAAAUAGUUCCAUCCUUGAAUCUUCCCAGAUUGAAAUGGUAAGGCCCUCACACCUGGGGGAUAGACCGGCCUCCUAUAGGGAGGCAGGGAAAGAUUUUGUCACUAGGGUAGGACUUUAGCAUGUGCUGAGUGAAGUGCAGCUAGAAGUCCUUGUCUACUGAUCUCACCUAGAGAAUCUCACUUGUAAACCUUGAAGGAUUGCCACUGGAAAUCUACUCAUCUGUUAUCUGCUCUCUGAAAUGGCAAUGUUCCCAGGCUUACAUCAUAGGAAUAUUACGUGUCAUGCCUGAUUAAAAGAACAAUUGAACCUACAUAAACUUUAUGAUCAAGUA
Messenger RNA from Grammomys surdaster, 3812 nucleotides. RefSeq names its product DEAD/H-box helicase 11 (gene Ddx11). Gene Ontology annotation, biological process: nucleobase-containing compound metabolic process; establishment of sister chromatid cohesion. Gene Ontology annotation, molecular function: hydrolase activity, acting on acid anhydrides, in phosphorus-containing anhydrides; DNA binding; ATP binding. Lineage: Eukaryota; Metazoa; Chordata; Mammalia; Rodentia; Muridae. The record is from RefSeq and is a predicted model, not a curated record. Gene Ontology annotation, cellular component: nucleus. The transcript has 27 exons. Bases 71 to 2791 code for a protein of 906 amino acids.